AUGCCACCAAAGGCGGGCCGGCCCGGCCUGAAGAAGGCGGCCAAGGCGCCGCCGCCGUGUGACCCUGUCGCAGAGCUCAGCAGCCUUGAGGCCAUCCACACCACGCUGACGCAGGCGCAGGAGCUGCGCAACUACUACCAAGUGGAGCGCGACAAGGUGAAUUCGUACUGGGAGGUGACGAAGGCGGAGGUGGAGAACCACCGCUACGCCGUCCUCAAUGCCGAGGCGGGGUUAGAGGAGAUGGAGCGCGCCCACCAGGUGGAGAUGAAGGUGUACAAGCAGAAAGUGCGCCACCUGCUAUAUGAGCACAAGACAAAGGUGAAGUUGUGCAAGGAGGAGAGCGACCGUCUCUUGAAGGAGGCAGAGGAGCGGCACCAGAAACAAAUGAGCGACAUCCGCGCAAAGCUGGUGGAGCAGGGCAAGCAAAUUGAAGAGGCGGCGGGGAACCACGAGAUGCGGAUUGAAGAGCAGCGUGACUCCCACCAUUACAUGGUCGCCGUCACCAAGAAGCAGAGCCACGAGAAGGACAUUGCGCGCCAACAGGCCAUGUAUGACGCAAAGCUCAAGUCGCUGCGCGAUGAGUUGGAGCUUCGGCGCCGCGCAGAAAUACACGAGGUGGAGGAGCGGAAGAAUGAACACAUCAAUGCCCUCAUUCGGCAGCACGAGACGAAGUUUCAAGAGAUGAAGACAUACUACAACCAGAUCACCACCAACAAUCUCGAGAUCAUCCAGUCCCUCAAGGAGGAGAUUGCGCAGAUGAAAAAGAACGACGAACACAACGAGUCGUUGAUGUAUGACAUUGACCGCGAGAAUCAGAACCUUGUGACGCCACUCGAAGAGGCGCAGCGCGAGGUGGCGGAACUGCAACAGAGCCGCAAGCAGUAUGAAAAUGACAAGCGCAGUCUCGGCAUGACCCGCGCAAAACUCCGCUCGCUGCGCGAGGAGAUAUGGCGUCUGCGGGAGGAGCACAAUACACUCGAGGAGCGCUACGCCAAUGUGCACCAGGACCGCGAGGAGCUCAAGGCGAAGUUCGGGUCCGCACUUCAGCAGGCGAUGGGGGUAGUGGAGGAGCGCAACGAGGUGCUGCAGCAGAAACUGAUUGAGUCACACGCACUCGUGGAGGAGCGUGACGCGCAGCUUGAUGGCGUACUGCACGCGAUGAAUCUUGAGCCUACUGCACUUGAAUUCAUCGCGACGGAGGUGGACCGCACACUAGAGCAGAAGAACCAAAUGAUUAAGGACCUCCACUUUGAACUGAAGAAGGGGGAAAAACUGUUCAACGCCACUCUCCUUGAGCUAGAGCGGCGCUGCCAGGCGGUGAACAUUCCGCCACUUUCCCAUGAGAGCUUCACUGUGUAG
This is a messenger RNA of Trypanosoma grayi, 1359 nucleotides long. RefSeq names its product T-lymphocyte triggering factor. NCBI's taxonomy places the organism in Eukaryota, Euglenozoa, Kinetoplastea, Trypanosomatida, Trypanosomatidae. The coding region runs from base 1 to 1359 and encodes 452 amino acids. The record is from RefSeq and is a predicted model, not a curated record. The transcript has a single exon. Gene Ontology annotation, molecular function: small GTPase binding; microtubule binding. Gene Ontology annotation, cellular component: microtubule; motile cilium; Golgi apparatus. Gene Ontology annotation, biological process: cell motility.